Messenger RNA from Mytilus trossulus (common blue mussel), 4817 nucleotides. RefSeq names its product mediator of RNA polymerase II transcription subunit 14-like. NCBI's taxonomy places the organism in Eukaryota, Metazoa, Mollusca, Bivalvia, Mytilida, Mytilidae. Bases 160 to 4386 code for a protein of 1408 amino acids. Gene Ontology annotation, molecular function: transcription coregulator activity. The transcript is spliced from 38 exons. Gene Ontology annotation, biological process: regulation of transcription by RNA polymerase II. Gene Ontology annotation, cellular component: mediator complex; core mediator complex. The record is from RefSeq and is a predicted model, not a curated record.
GACUUGACGAUCUAAUGAAGGGAAAAAUAACUUCCGGAAGUCAUCAGAAUGUAUUUUGGAAAACGGGGAUUUUUGCAAUUGGUUAUAUUUUUUAGAAAUGUGAAUUACAACAUGAUAUCAUAUGAUUGAAGGGGUGAAUAGGAUCAAUUAACAAGAAAAAUGAAGAUGCCACCGGCAGAUGGUGGUCAGAUGAUGGUCCAUCAUGGAGGCCCAAGAGGAGGGGAGACCAUGCCGCUAGCCAAUCUGAUGGAAAAUAUCAUACAGAGGACAUACCAUGAACUUACUGUUUUGUCGGAAUUGUUACCUAGAAAAACUGAUAUGGAUAGAAAAAUAGAAAUCGUACAGUUUGCCAGUCGAACUCGUCAGCUGUUUAUCAGACUGUUGGCACUAGUGAAAUGGGCCAGUACUUCUAAUAAAGUAGAUAAAUGCACAGAGAUCUGUAAUUUCCUGGAACAACAGUCCAUGUUGUAUAUAGAUACAGCAGAUACCUUAGCCAAAAUGUCCAGGGAGACUUUAGUUAAUGCUAGAUUACCAAACUUCUCCUUACCAUGUGCAAUAGAUGUAUUAACGUUGGGUACAUAUCCAAGACUGCCUACUUGUAUUAGGGAAAAGAUUGUACCUCCAGAUGCCAUUACUCCAACAGAGAAAAGACAGACACUACAGACAUUGACCAAGGUUAUACAGUACAGACUGGUAUCAUCAGAACUUCCUCCUCAGAUGAGGAAACUUAGAAUAGAAAAUGGUAGAGUAAAGUUUCAUGUUGAACAUGAAUUUGAGGUGAUCUUAACAUUGAUGGGAGACAGUCCCACAAUUCCUUGGAGGCUACUGGACAUAAACAUUUUGGUGGAGGACCCAGACACUGGAGAUGGAAAGUCCCUGGUACAUUCCUUACAAGUCAACUAUAUACAUCAGUUAGCUCAGUCACGAUUGGUGGACAACAACAGACCUUUGCAUGACCUGUAUAAAGUUUUACAUUCCUUUUGUCAGUCACUACAGCUAGAGGUAUUAAACAGUCAGACAUUACGUCUGAUACGAGAGAGAAUGGGGGACAACAUCAGGAUAGAUGAGUACACUGUUGGCCGUUGUCUCGUAGUCUCAUACUGGAGGGACCAGACAAAGAAGGACAAACAGGAUCCAGUUGUGUAUAAACUGAAAGUACAUGUAUCAGAAGAAGAUGAAGGCAAGCCAUUACAGAUAAGUCACAGCCCAGUUAUGUCAGUAGAGGAGAGCCACAGAGUUGGACUGGCAAUAAAAAGUAAUCAUUUAUCCAUAGAGAGGCUACUAAUGCAGACCAUUGAAGUCAGGAUACAUGCUAAACUGAAGGACCUGUCGAAAGAAUUUCAGAAAUACGUCAUUGGACAAUGUGAGAUGAAAGACUUACCAAUAGCUUUACAUGUACCGGUACUUAGUCCUACAUUAGAGUUUGAACACCUCAGAAUAAUGAUGGACUCCCAGAGAGGAUCUAUAUUAGCCUCCUUGUGUGGCAUUGAAGGUGUACAAGAAGUCCAGGAACUAGAAGAAUUUUUAAACACUGGAGAAUGGAAGAACUUAGGAAAAUUCAUCGUUAACUUACGAUUACAGCUGGUCCUUAUUCGAUGUGAGAAAUCAGUCCAGUAUUUACCUACAACUUGUCAGAAACAUUUACCUUUGAUUACCUCCCCUAAUCACCCACUGGAGGAAGUUUCUAAGAGUAGAUUCUACAUCAGGGUACCCAAACAGUCAUCUCACUAUGUGAUAGUAGGAUUAGAGGAGAGUAAGAACAGGAAGGUAGACAUCAAAUAUUACAUGAUUGAGACCACGCCCUGUACAGCAGACGGCACUGACGAUGAACUGGCAGAGGACGUAGGAUCGAAAUUAUAUCUUAGAGCUGGCAGACUCUAUCCUCUGGACGAAUUCUCAUUUACACAUGGACCAUACACAAAGAUUUAUGCUGAAUCUGAAGAGAGUGAUUACGAAAUGCAACAAAAGAAAAGAAAGCUGUUAUUGGGUGAAUAUGAAGGACCUAAGAAUAAAAAGAUGAAAGGAUCUGUGUAUAUGAUACCUGAAUUAACAUAUAUUCUAUCUAGCUGUGAGGAGAGAUUGGCUUUUGUCAAUUUAGGUUUAGAGUUUCAGAAGAAUGGUGUGGUCCAUUCAGGAGUACAAGUGGACUGUGAAGGCACAUGUUUUUGCUUAUCAAUAGCUAGCAUGCCAGAUGUUCCUAGUAUAAUGAAGGAGACAAUGGAAGGUCUAAAGAAAGCUUUGUUGUCAUUGAAAGUUAGGAUUUUAUGUAAACCAACAAGAUCAUGGAUUGUUGAGUGUUUGUUUGCCAGAUCACCACUUCAGUCAUUAAGCAGAAAGGAAUCUGGUCCUAUCCAAAGAGUGAUCUACAUGCAUGAAAUAAGAGCUGAGGAUAGCAGUAAGAAGGUGGUAAUGAUGAUAUUAGAGGAAUGGACUUCAAUAGCUAAUUUAUAUAGUCUGGUCAAGGAUUUCUCUCUUGUAUAUAAUGACACAAGAACUAAGCUGCAUCAGUGUGUCAGUAUAGAGUCCUAUUCUUAUAGAAGAUUGUCCAUGUUGUAUGGCCCAAAUAAAACAAAUGUGGUAAACAUACAGUGGAGAAGUGAUGCAAAGCAGUUCCAGCUUAGUCUGGGCAGUGUUGGUCAGUCACCGACUAUAAAUCCUCACUUUAUCAUGCUAACUCAGAUACAGCAAGAGCUUAACUGUACACGAUCUUUAGCUCAGUUGUCACAGGUUUUACAUGAGACGUGUGGUCCAAUGGCCUCUAUAAACAAGCUCCCUACAGCUAUUGUACAUGCAGGUGCAUCUAAUCUGAAGCAGUUAUUCCAGAACUUCACUAUCAUGCCACAGUCAACAACACAUGUUAGAAUCUCAUUCAGACAAGUUAUUUGUAUAGAUGUACAUUUUCGUAGUAACGGAAUAGUUGCCCUUAGAGAUGGUGCUUUCAGCUUAUUUGAUAAUAGUAAAGUUGUGGAUGGUUUCAAUCCAGCUCCUAUGUUUAAGGCUUUUCUGACCAUGCAUGUAGAUGACUCCGUCACAGGAUUACACAUGCGUCGGAUAUCUACAGCAGAAGAUGACAAUCCUCCAUCACCUAUAGGUAUGGAUGCUGUGGAUGUCUUCAGUAUGUCUCAGCAACCAUCCAUCGGAUCACCAGCCUCAAGAAGAGAUGGUGGAUUGAGGUUCCCAAGUCCAAUGACUCCACCCUCUAAUCCACAUACACCAGCUUCUCCAGCUAGGAUGCCAGGGAUUGCUCCUUCACCAUCAACAAAUUUGAUAGGGACACCAUCUCCUGCCACGCUCCUAACCGGUGGAUCUCCAGCCCCUCCUCAACAGUUACAGAUUAACUCACCUGGAUCAUUUGUACCUAUGCCAUCUCCUGUCUCAUCAUUUGUCACACCACAAGGUCCAUCCCCAGCAUCCCGUCAUGGAGCAGCAACAUCACCAGGUCACCCUGCCUUACACUCACCACAAACCAUGGGAAAGGAUGGAGAUCUGUCUAAACCUUCAGUACAGCUGAGUCACUCCUCUAGAAUGUUACCACAGAAGGCAUGGGCAGCCUCUAUACCAACACUCCUGUCUAAUGAAGCCUUUGAUAUCCUCCUCACCCCAUGCAUGGUGACUGGAGCAGUGUGUGCUGUGUCACCACUGGAGAGAUUCCUAGGGUGUGCCUUCCUUAGGAAACAUUUACCUAGGAUCAUACAAGCUGAAGAAGAGCUAGUAACAGUUCCAGUUCAAGGUACCCAGCCACAUGUUAUCCAGUUUAAGACAGAGAUCCUACAGUUUAGAGUUAGCUAUAAUAUGAAUAGCUUCCAGAGUAUACACUUAAAUGUUCAAUCAACUCCAGAUUAUAGAGAACAUUGGCCUGCUGAGGUACUAGAGGUUGUACAACAAUUCUUUGAACUAAAGAUUGCCUGCCCUCCUUUUAAACUGAACACAGUCAGGGCUUUCUGCAGAUUGAUUGGAACACCUAUCAGAGUUCUCAAAGAUUGCAUUGAAAUUAUGAGAAUGGAACUGUGCCCUGACAACAGACACAAAUGGUCAGUUCAGUGGUGUUUGACCGUGCCUCCUGCCUGUGCAUUUGUAGCCCCUGCAGGAACUCCAGCUGUUGUUUUCAAGAAAGCUACAGGAAAGAUGUUAUUUAUGCUUCAGUUCACAAAGAAUGUACAGCAAGGUGGCAUUGAACCACAGACAAUAUAUACUCAGUUGUUAUAUGAUAUCAACAAAAAUGCCAUCGAACAGAUGCAAGGACCAAACACAGCACGUCAACUUCAUACUGCACAGUACAUGGCCAUAUCUCAGUUAUUAAAACGCUUUAGUGAACUGUAUCAGAAUUCUCCAGAAUGUUUAGUGUUUCCAGCAGUAAGAGAAAUCUUACAAAAGUUUGAUAGUUAGAUUGAAAAGAAAACUAAUGAUCACUUUUGUAAGAUAGAAAGUUGAAAUUAAAAAUACUGUGUUCAUAAAUAAAUACUGGAAAUGUUUCUGUUGCAAUACCUGGAUCAAAUUCAGAAAGUUUUCCUAUGUGUCGUAUAAAAUCAUUAAUAAAAAAACAGAUGUCACCACCAUACCUGGUGCAGUACAAUAUUUCUCCAAUCUCAAUUGUUAAAUUUCAACUAAAUGUAUUUAUAACAUGAAAAUUAUCUUGAGUGAAGAAAUUGUUGUAAUAUUUAUGUAAAAAAUAACAAGAGAUCAGAUGGAAGGAGGUUCUUUUGAAAUUAUGAAACUUCAAAAAUUUAGAGUUAAAAAAAAAUUGUUUUUUAUAUGUUUGUUUCCAUGUGAAUUUGUCAAGUAAACAGUGCUACAAAAUAAACUUGUAUGAUUUUGUA